This is a messenger RNA of Phytophthora infestans T30-4, 859 nucleotides long. RefSeq lists its product as uncharacterized. The transcript is spliced from 2 exons. NCBI's taxonomy places the organism in Eukaryota, Oomycota, Peronosporomycetes, Peronosporales, Peronosporaceae. The coding region runs from base 1 to 339 and encodes 112 amino acids. The record is from RefSeq and is a predicted model, not a curated record.
AUGCUGAGCGUGGUGCGUGGACGGAUGACGGCGGCUAAGCGCCCGCUACUGGGGCGCAUGGCACAAUUCGCGUCGAGUGCGGAUGGAUCGGGCACAGAAGCAGAGCAGGCGAUGCACACAACGCUACAGACGCAGCUGGAAGCGGUGCACGUCAAGGUGACGGACGUGUCGGGCGGUUGUGGCUCUAUGUUCGAUGUGGAGGUGGCAUCACCGCAGUUCGCAGGCCAGUCUCGCGUCAAGCAGCAUCGUAUGGUCAAUGAGAUUCUCAAGGAGGAGAUCAAGAGCAUGCACGGUCUCACCAUCCGGACCAUGACGCCCGAGCAGUUCCAGACUAAGUAGACGCCAAUCCAUAGUUCUGCAGCUACAUGCGUGUACUUAGCAAUAGACACGGACAAAUAUGAAGAAAAACAUCUCAGGUUGAUGUGGUUUUGCACGGCACAAGCUGAGCCUGUCCUAAUCCUCUGUAGGGGCUGUUUAUAGGCCACAGCACGUCUGUCUAUGAGCUGGAGGUGUAUUUGGCGAUGCCAGCUUCGUUGAUGAUGCAAAUGUGGUCGAGGUCGCGGAAGAUCUCGUUGUAGUCGAGACAGUUGCCGAUCACGAACUGGUCGGGGAUAUUGAAGCCCACAAAGUCAGCCUGGAAGCCGCAGCUCUCCGGGUUGCGUUUCUCCAGUAGACUGGCCACACGCACCGACGCAGGCUCGUACUCCUUGAGCAUGGGGACGAGCUUGGCCAUGGUUUUGCCCGUGUCAAUGAUGUCCUCGACGAGGAGCAGGUCCUUGCCCUUAAACUUGGCCAGAUCCGCGCCGGAGACUUGCACGUUGCCCGUGCUCUUCGUUCCCUCGUAGCUCUUGACGCGGAU